Messenger RNA from Pseudozyma flocculosa PF-1, 1326 nucleotides. RefSeq lists its product as uncharacterized. The coding region runs from base 1 to 1326 and encodes 441 amino acids. Gene Ontology annotation, biological process: mitotic sister chromatid segregation. Gene Ontology annotation, cellular component: spindle midzone; chromosome, centromeric region; chromosome passenger complex. The transcript has 4 exons. The record is from RefSeq and is a predicted model, not a curated record. NCBI's taxonomy places the organism in Eukaryota, Fungi, Basidiomycota, Ustilaginomycetes, Ustilaginales, Ustilaginaceae.
AUGCCGCGCAAAGCCCGCGCAGCGACCAAGGCGACCGACGAAAACACCAUAGACCUCGUCUCGGACGCCGAUCCCCAGCCCGCCUCGAAAUCCUCGUCCCGCUCCAAAUCGUCGUCGUCAUCGGCGGCAGCAGCAGCGGCUUCCUCGUCCGGAAAGUCGACGACGGCGACAAAGACGAAAAAGGCAGCGGCGACGUCCAAGAAGAAGAAGCAGCCCCUCUCGGCCAGGUCCGACAAUGCGGCGGAUGCAGACGACGACGACAACGACGACGACGACGGCGACGACGAUGACGAACAAGAGGCGGAGGUGAUCAAGACCCCGACCAAACCCAAGCCCAAGACGACGAGAGGGAGAAAGGCGAAGAAGGUCGCCGUGCAGCAGCAACAAGACGACGAGCCGACCGUCGUCACCCCGCAGAAGAUCCCAGAGGACCAGGUCAAGACCUUUUUGGACAACUACGACCUCGAAACGCACGAACGCCUGACACGGCUGACCGCCACCCUGGAGCUGACGAUCCAGUCGGCCCAGACGUACAUGGACCUGUCGCUCUCGCGCAUCCCGCGCGCCGUGCGCGAGCUGACGCUGGCCGACUUCAUCGACGAGUACGGCGCCGAUAUCCACGCCUUUAUGGGGCGCGCGCCCACAAAGGCGCUCGAGCGGAACCGCAAGGAGUGGGAGGAGAUCAAGGAGAGCUCGUCGCCGCGCAAGAAGCGCAACGGCGACGCGGGCGAGGACAAGGGCAAGAGGGCAAAGAGGGGCAAGGCGGCCAAGCCGACGGAGGCGCCGGCCUCGUCGUCUGCUGCCGGUCCCUCUGGUACAUCUGGGUCGACGACGACGAUGGGCAGGGUCCGCACAGCGAGGCGCUCCCGACUCGCAUCGUCGGCUUCGGCCUCGGCCAACAGGGCGACGUCUCCACCAGCACAGGCCCGGCGUCCGGCAACGGCCACAUCGGCAUCCGCAUCGACGUCGUUGAGACCCUUCCCGACGCUCGACACGUUCUCGCCCUCGCUGCCCGCCCUCGCCGCCACGCCGCCCCCUGCCGCCGCUGCGGCUUCGACGACGGGCACCCGCGGAGGCCGCGCGGCGCAACCGGGCGAACUGCUCCACUACCUCUCCGUCAAUGGCUCGCCCAUCUGCGGCGUCCUUGGUCCCGAUGGCGUCGUCAGACCCGUCAGGUUCCUCGAUCGUGACCCCGCUGCCCGAUCCGGUACCGGUGUCGCCGCUGCGGGUGCAGGUGCGGGUGCUGGGGCAGGUUCGGGGAAAAAGAGGACGACGGCCAGCUCAUUGGUCGCCGCUGCGGCUGCUUCCGUCAGGAAAAAGAAGUAG